Messenger RNA from Pygoscelis adeliae (Adelie penguin), 1695 nucleotides. It is a transcript of the gene TPH1, whose product is annotated as tryptophan hydroxylase 1. Bases 1 to 1695 code for a protein of 564 amino acids. Gene Ontology annotation, biological process: aromatic amino acid metabolic process; serotonin biosynthetic process. The transcript is spliced from 12 exons. Lineage: Eukaryota; Metazoa; Chordata; Aves; Sphenisciformes; Spheniscidae. Gene Ontology annotation, cellular component: neuron projection. The record is from RefSeq and is a predicted model, not a curated record. Gene Ontology annotation, molecular function: iron ion binding; tryptophan 5-monooxygenase activity.
AUGCCGGGAAUUCUUAUCCUUGAUAAAUAUGGUGAAAUGGAGUCUGAAUUCCCCCUUUGCCCCACCAAACAGCUGCUCUUGUGCAGUCUGUGCUGCCUGGGUGGGCCAGCGCUGUCUUUAGGAGCAACAGGCUGGCGCCAAAUUGAAUGCAAGAUGAUGAUGACAUUAAUGUGCUCUGCCAAACUCAAUGAGAAAGGAAGAACCUGCUACACCUGGGGCAAGGACCAGUCUGCUGUAAUAUUAUACGAUUUCUCAAAAAUCCUUCAUGUGAAGGCAAACAAAAGCAGCGAGCAGCUGUGCGUUUGCUCUCCAGUCACGGUCGUGUGCGUCCGUCAUGCAUUAAAUAAGUCAAAUUACAUGGUGAUUGAAGAUAAUAAAGAGAAUGAAGACCAUGCGUCUGAAAGAGGAAGAACGGCCAUCAUUUUUUCCUUGAAGAAUGAAGUUGGAGGACUUGUAAAAGCAUUAAAACUCUUUCAGGAGAAGCAUGUAAAUCUGGUACACAUUGAGUCACGGAAGUCCAAGAGACGAAAUUCUGAGUUUGAGAUCUUUGUGGACUGUGACAGUAACAGGGAACAACUGAAUGAGAUCUUCCAGCUCCUGAAAUCCCACGUCAGCGUUGUCUCUAUGAACCCAACAGAACAUUUCAAUGUCCAGGAAGAUGACAUGGAGAAUGUUCCCUGGUUUCCAAAGAAGAUCUCAGAUUUGGAUAAGUGUGCAAACCGAGUGCUGAUGUACGGGUCCGACUUGGAUGCUGACCAUCCAGGUUUCAAAGACAAUGUCUACCGCAAGAGGCGAAAGUAUUUUGCAGACCUGGCUAUGAACUACAAACAUGGUGACCCAAUUCCCAAGAUUGAAUUCACCGAGGAGGAGAUCAAGACUUGGGGGACUGUGUACCGAGAGCUUAACAAGCUUUACCCAACUCAUGCCUGCAGAGAGUACCUUAAAAACUUACCCUUGCUCACCAAAUACUGUGGAUACAGGGAAGACAAUAUCCCCCAGCUGGAAGAUGUGUCUUGCUUCCUGAAAGAGCGCACAGGUUUCACCAUUCGCCCCGUUGCUGGAUAUCUAUCGCCCAGAGACUUCUUGGCAGGAUUAGCAUUCAGAGUUUUUCACUGCACUCAAUAUGUUAGACACAGCUCGGACCCUCUCUAUACACCAGAGCCUGAUACCUGCCAUGAGCUUCUAGGCCAUGUCCCUCUUCUGGCUGAACCCAGUUUUGCUCAGUUCUCCCAGGAAAUUGGUCUUGCAUCACUUGGGGCAUCAGAUGAGUCUGUCCAAAAACUGGCAACAUGCUACUUCUUCACUGUAGAGUUUGGCUUGUGCAAGCAAGAGGGACAGCUACGAGUUUAUGGGGCUGGCUUGCUCUCUUCAAUUAGUGAGCUCAAGCACUCACUCUCUGGCAGUGCCAAAGUCAAGCCUUUUGAUCCAAAGGUCACCUGCAAGCAAGAAUGCCUCAUUACAACUUUCCAGGAGGUUUACUUUGUUUCUGAAAGUUUUGAAGAAGCAAAGGAAAAGAUGAGAGAGUUUGCAAAAACCAUCAAGCGCCCAUUUGGCAUGAAGUACAAUCCAUAUACUCAAAGUGUGCAGAUCCUGAAAGACACGAAGAGCAUUGCCAGCGUGGUGAAUGAGCUACGUCAUGAGCUGGACGUUGUCAGCGAUGCCCUCAGCAAGAUGGGCAAGCAGCUGGAAGUUUAA